Molecule: messenger RNA, 1053 nt
Organism: Cylindrotheca closterium
Lineage: Eukaryota; Bacillariophyta; Bacillariophyceae; Bacillariales; Bacillariaceae
Source: the annotation of a GenBank genome assembly
AUGAAGUUGGUUGAAGAGAAGGCAAAAAGCUGUCGGUGGAGGCAUGAGGCACCAGUGCACCGACAACUGAUCCGUGACAUAAAAUUCCGCUACGGUCCAAAGACAAAGGCUACAGAAAUCCAUCGCGAUCCUGAACGCCAGUAUUCCAAUUACAGUAUCCAAACCAUCCGCACAAAAGUAAAAGAAGUUCGUCUAUUGGUCCAGAACUUGCAUUGCUAUGACAUGUGGCCGGAUAACACUACAGCAUUCUUGGAAUCAUGCGAGCUCGAUCGCUUGCCUGAUCCAACAGAGAACUUCUUGCGAAGCAGCAAAGCAACAUCCUCCGACGCCGCUGCAUUGGAUUUAGAGGUUGCUGAGCUCACUAAUCGUUUGGUUAAGAAGGAUGCCGAAAACAAAGAGAUCAAGAGGGCGAGGGAUCAGCUGCAAGCCGAGUACAAUCAGAUUGUGAAUGACAGACAAAGCUUGCAAGUUGCAUGCAAUCAGAUCGCAAAAGUAAGAGACAGGCUGAAUACCGAAAACAAGAAGAUCAAGUUCGCAAAGGACAAGCUGCAAGCUGAAUUCCAUCAGACCCUAAUCAAAAUUCGGAAUGGAAUUGAUCAGAUCGCACAGGACCGGGACAAACUGACUACCGAAAACAAGCAGAUCAAAAGCGCAAUGGGUAAUCUGGAAGCUGAAUUCCAGCAGACCAAGAACAAAAAGCGCAACAUUGAAGAUGCGUUUAAUCGGAUCACACAAGACCGGGAUAAGCUGGAUACCGAAAACAAGCAGAUCCAGAGUGCCAUAGAUAAGCUGCAAGUUGAGUUCCAACAGACCAAAGCCAAAAAGCGCAACCUUAAAGAUGCAUACAAUCGGAUCGCAUACGACCGGGAUAGGUUAUAUACAGAAAACAAGCGGAUGAAGAGAGAGCAAAUCGAACUAGCGCAGGAGAUGAGAGGAUUCGUGGAAACGACCAAGCAGUCAAUGAGUCAUCACAAUGAUACACUGUGGGAACAAUGCGAGGCGAUCAUGAAGAACGAGCUCUCUUUUGCGCAAAGGAUUAUGCAUGUAGACUAA